This is a messenger RNA of Schistosoma guineensis, 2143 nucleotides long. The record is from the annotation of a GenBank genome assembly. Lineage: Eukaryota; Metazoa; Platyhelminthes; Trematoda; Strigeidida; Schistosomatidae.
AUGAAAUUAAUCCGUAUUCCAUCAUUUAUCAUGGUGACUAAAUUUUAUUUAAUAUUGUUAUUCUUUUUGGUGAGUUCGGAUAAAAAUGUUGUUUUAAAUAACAAUCCAUCUGAUUUUUAUCAACAAAUAAAUGCUUGGCCAGAUUUUCAAUUGGCAGCAUUCACUGAUUUAAAUGCUGAUCGUCGAAUGGAUAUUAUAUUUGCCAAUGGCGAUGGUUCGAAAUUAUUUGCUGUUCUACAAUCUGACAAUAAAGGUUUUCAAUCCACUUCACCAAUACUAUCUAGUGUGAGAUUUUCUCCACCUGUUGAAAUAAUUGGUAAUUCUUUGUCUAAGCCUGUUCGUGGUGUUGCUACUUCUGAUUUCAAUGGAGAUUCUCGGACUGAUCUUUUACUAGUCACCGGUAGUUCAGAUGGGGGACCAUUUGAUGUAUAUGUAGCUUAUGGCUCAAGUGGUGAAUAUCGUGGGAAAUUCGGUUCACCAAAAUUUCUGGAUACUUUUACUUCUCAACCAUUAGUAUGCGAUUUAAAUUCUGAUAUGAUUGCUGAUGUAUACGGCGAAGUGUCAGGACAUCGAGUAGCAUAUAUAGGCGGAAAUGAGCUUACGAAAUUAUCCACUGCCUAUUCUGGCCCUUCAUGGUCUCGACUUGGGUAUUCAGCUUUCGGGGAUAUCAACAGAGAUGGUGUUCCUGAUAUUGUAAUCCUUGUGGAUAAUGAGAAUACACAACAAUUACAGGUGAUACUACGUACUCAAUCAUCGAUUGGUUCUUUGCCUGAUGUAACUAAUGCUGAAUUGAUUGAUCUCGAUCCUAAGUUAUUAAGUACUCCACAAUCUGUUUUGGGAUUAUUCGUGUUGAAUGAUUUCGACUAUGAUGGCUCAAUUGAUUUACUUCUACCUGUAUGCAGAGACGCUAAAUGUUUGGAUACCAGUAGUAUAUAUAUAUAUUCUUUCAAAGAUCGAAAGUGGUUCCCUGUUAAUGUAAUAUGGGAGCCUUCAAAUGUUAAAGAAAAUACUAUGCGAUGGUCUUUAACAUCCACUCCACAAAUAAGAUCUGGUUUAUUGACUAGUUCAUUAAUUGGUCCAGCAGUUGGUGAUGUCAAUAUGGAUGGCAAACCUGAUUUAGGUUUAGGUGUUACGAGUUGGUCAAAAAGUGAUCAAAAUAUGGGUGUUUAUCCUGGAGUGUUCGUUAAUAAAGGAUUAAAUUCUAAUGGAAUUCUCACUUUUCAACUUACUCUACUUCCGGGCGUUCAAUUGCCACCAGACAAUACUAGACUACGUCAGUUGGCAUUUUUUGAUCAAUCUGAUGAUAGUAUUUUGGAUUUCUUUAUGGUUUCUUUAAAUCCCCAUGAUCAACCAUCAGCCCAGUUAUUCCUGAGUACUGUGGAUACUGAUCCAUACUUCUUAAAGGUUACUGUUCUUAACGGACUUUGUUCAUCUGCGGAUUCAUGUUCAGAUGGUAGAUUACCUUAUGGUCUUAUGGUACCUGGAAUAAGUUCAUACCUCAACACUGAAGCUGCUGCUGGAGGUCGUCAUCUUUCUGCUGCACUUUUAAGUUCACAAAGUUGUUGUAGUGCUCUUCAAGUACCGUUUGAAAUAUUUGGUUUAGGUCAAUUUGCCAAUUAUGUUGAAAAAUUAACAAUUUCUAUACCACCAUCGAGAGAACUUAUUCGAUCACGUUUACUAUCGUUUAUUGUUCCAAAAGCUCAAAUUGUUAUCAAUCCAUAUCCAUUAGAUAAUCCUUCUGCAUGGACUAUGAAAUUGUUUCUCCAACCAUUAUAUAAUAUGAAAGUACUAUAUAUAGCUAUAACACUACUAUGUAUUUGUAUCCUACUCAUAAUUAUUAUUGGUAUUCUUCAAUGGUUUGAAUUUCGUGAAGAUCGUUUAGAAAAACAAAAAGAAUCUCAACGUUUUCAUUUUGAUGCAAUGUGAAAAACAAAAAAAAUAUGGAAAGAGCGUCCGUACAUGUGUGUGUAUGAUGUGUAUGUAAGAGUGAAAAUCAAAACUGAUGGUAAUAAAAAUAUACAUUUUGAAUAGUGUGUUUCCUAUUCAUAUCAAUUUAUGUUUAUCCAAUCUCUUUAUACCUACCCACUGUAUCUCUGUUUGCUUGGAAUAUUUAUAUGUCUGUGACUGUAUGGGAGAGAGGCAG